CCCUUAUCGCUCCCCUCUCACCGCUUUCGGCACUUCAUGGCCCGGUGAUCCAUCGCAGAGCGGACGCCUGGCGCCCUGGAUGGACACCUGGCAAGGCCGAUCCUCCUCUUCCAGCUUACCCCGCUCCUCGUUGCUUCCGGUGAAUGCCCAGGGCGACUUCGAGCAAGCUGAUGAGUAUUUCCGGGUGGUCAUUCGAGUACGUCCUCCUCUGGACCGAGAGCUUACUUCACCAGUUUGGCAGCACGUGGUGUCCGUGCCAACGAACUCGCAGAUUUGCCUCUAUGAGACAAUCGCGGAGGUGAAUGCCGGGGAUCGAGCGAGUGGAACAACUCAGGUUGUCAACACUCAUACGUUCUCCUUUGAUUAUGUGUAUGAUCAGGACGCAUCUCAGCCAGAGGUCUAUGAGAAUGCUGCCAGGCCAUCCGUGCAGUCUGCGCUGCAGGGCUACAACGCCACGGUGGUGGCGUAUGGCCCCACGGGGACUGGGAAGACCUACACCAUGGAGGGCAGCCGCUGGCACACGGGCAUCAUCCCCCGGUCCAUGGAGGACAUUUUUCAGAACGUCACGAGGAGCGAGCAGUCCACCUUCCAGGUGCGAGCCUCCUACCUGCAGAUCUACAACGAGGUGAUUUCCGACCUGCUGAAGCCGGACCGCAGCCACCUCAUGAUCCGUGAAGACAAGAGAAGAGGAGUCUUCGUGGAAGGGCUUUCCGAGUGGCUGUGCCGCAGCCCUGAUGAGGUCGAGACGCUCAUGGAGCACGGCUCCGCUGCCCGCGCCACGGCGCAGACGGGGGCCAACGACACCUCGAGCCGCUCCCAUGCGGUCUUCAUCAUCGUGGUGGAACGGUCGGACCCCAGCAGCCGCGUCACGGGGCGUUUGAACCUUGUGGACCUCGCGGGCUCCGAGCGGCCACGCGUCACAGGUGCGACUGGGCAGCGCUUGGAGGAAACCAAGAAGAUCAAUCAGAGCCUGUCGGCCCUGGGCAACGUCAUCGCGGCGCUGACGGAGCGCAAGGCUCGGUCCCACGUGCCCUACCGGGAUAGCAAGCUCACGCGGCUCCUGGAGGACUCCUUGGGGGGCAACUGCCGGACCACCAUGAUGGCCAUGGUGUCCCCGGCGGCGGAAGCCUUCGCCGAGUCCUUGUCCACCUUGAAGUUCGCGCAGCGGGCCAAAGGUGUCCUCACGACCCCCCAGGUGAACGAGGACUUGGACCCUCGGCUCCUGGCAAGAAGAUACGAAGCAGAGAUCCGUCGCCUGCGCACGGAACUGGCAGAGCGGGAUGCUGCGAAAGGGUGGCCGGCGGCAUUGAAGGCUGAGGACAUGUUUGAUCCUUCGCAGCUGAUGAAGUCCGAAGCUAGCACGCUUCGCACAGACUUCUCAGGCGGCAGGACGAAAGGCUCAGAGGAAGAGAAGGCGCAAGUGGGUCGAUACAAGCAGCUCCUCCUAAAGCAGCGCGAUAUCAUGAUCGCCCUUACGCAGCGGCUGCACGAGCGCGAUGAGACCAUCAUCGGCCUGCAGGCUGAACUGGAUUCCCGCGAUCACCGAGCCAAUGAGCUCCAAGAACGGCUCGAGCGGCAGGCGAUGCGGCUGGCCGCAGCUGAGAAGGCCCUGCAGGCCUCCUCCAAGGCCAACAUGGCCUCCGGCCCAGGGCUCUUCCCCCGGCAGCCGCCCCCGGUGUCGAAGCAGCCCGCGCUGCCGGAGGCGCCCUCGCCCAAGGCCUCGCCGGACUCCUCGCCGCGGGCCGCGCAGGUUCUUGAGACGGACCGCUUGCCACGGCACCUGCCGGAAAGUCGGAUAGACUCCCCGACGGCUUCGCAGAGAGGCCUCCCGAGAUCCGCUGACACGAGUGCAGCCAAGUGGGGCCACGGGCUGCUCAACGCAGACGACAAGGUCCUGGAGCUGACGUCCUUACUGGAGACGCAGCGCCAGGAGAACCAUAGGAUGAAGCUGGAGCUGGAGUCCAUGCAAGACGCUCCCCGGAAAACAAACCCGUCCGUGGCGAGCACUAUGGCGAGCCUCAGCGGUAGCGAUGCCACUGGCCAUUACUCCGACUUCCUGGGCCGCUUCCGUGAACGGGCUACGCGAAGCAAGCGGGAUGAGCAGGAUCGGUUUCGCUGGCAGCCAUCUCCCGCCCGCAGCAGUAGCAUUCCAGCCCGGGCUGGGUUUUAGCCUGGGCUGGGCUCUUUCCCUUGCAGCGAAGCUGCGCUGCGAGAAAACACCAUCGAUGCGGGGUUCACGAACCGGCGGGUCUUUGAGCUGCGGUCAGGAUGUGUAAAGCUUGGGAAGCAUCAGCUGAGCUGUGUCAACGGCAGCCUUCCGAAGCGUUGGUGUACAGGACCCCUCGCCUACCAAGUUUGUUGAGUGACCUACUUCAAGCCAUUUGGGUCAUUUGACAGGCACAGGGCCUUCGGAUUUGCAUCAGGGCCAACACAUGUUGUCUCCGAAUCGAUUCUAGCUUUGCCUCGGCAAGACGCCGGCCAGACGGGCAAGGCGACGGGUUCAAAAGCAUCGAUGCCUCGCAGAAUUCAGGAAAGAUCUUGUGCAUCCGCUGGGUUUGCCUUGCAGCCUUUGCCGUGCCGUGGACCGACGGGUCAGCUGCUCGCACUGCGAGGUCCAAUUUCCC
Messenger RNA from Effrenium voratum, 2624 nucleotides. Lineage: Eukaryota; Dinophyceae; Suessiales; Symbiodiniaceae. The record is from the annotation of a GenBank genome assembly.